Messenger RNA from Ziziphus jujuba (common jujube), 5271 nucleotides. RefSeq names its product ABC transporter G family member 29. Gene Ontology annotation, cellular component: membrane. The record is from RefSeq and is a predicted model, not a curated record. The transcript has 23 exons. Lineage: Eukaryota; Viridiplantae; Streptophyta; Magnoliopsida; Rosales; Rhamnaceae. The coding region runs from base 333 to 4829 and encodes 1498 amino acids. Gene Ontology annotation, molecular function: ABC-type transporter activity; ATP binding; ATP hydrolysis activity.
CUCUUGGGAGACCAGUACUCCACCAAUUCUCUGGGACACCAUUUCCCACAUCUCUCUCCUUAAAAAGCCAAAGAGAAAGAGAGAGAAAGAGAGAGAGAGAGAGAGACAAGGGAAGGAAGUGUUAAGAAUUGUUGGAGAGGAAAGUGAGAAACAGAGGAUUUGACUUGUGUAUCUUCAAACCUCCCAACAACCCCAUUUACUCUUCUUUUUUCAUUCUCUCUUUCCCUACCACCGAAUUGAUCAAGUUUGUUGUAACCUUGUAAUCCAAGAAACCCCAUAUAAGUUCCAUUUUCUUGUGAACCAAUCAUCAGUAUAGAAAGAAAAGAAAAAACAUGGACGGAAUUGAAAGAAAGAGAGGUUCGGAAAGGCGGCGGAGCCAUAGCUUUGGCAGAAGCGUAAGCAGAAGCAUGAGCAGAGCAAGCUGGAGCAUGGAGGAAGUAUUUUCAACAGGAAGGCAUUCUCGAAGAAGCAGUCAGGUCGACGAAGACGAAGAAGCUCUCAGAUGGGCUGCCAUUGAAAAACUACCCACAUAUGAUCGGCUUCGGACCAGUGUCAUGAAAACUUUCAUGGAAAAUGAGAUCCAAGGAAACAAACUAGUUCAGCACAGAGAAGUUGAUGUUCGAAAGCUCGACAUCGAUGAUAGACAGAGAUUCAUUGAUACGAUCUUUAAGGUUGCUGAAGAAGAUAAUGAAAAAUUCUUGAAAAAGUUCAGAAACAGAAUUGAUAAGGUUGGGAUCAAACUUCCAACAGUUGAAGUUAGGUUUGAGCAUUUGACAAUUGAAGCAGACUGUCAUGUUGGGAGCAGAGCACUUCCUACACUCCCAAAUGUUGCUAGAAACAUAGCAGAAUCAUCACUAGGAUUGUGUGGGAUUCAAUUGGCAAAGAGAACAAAACUUACAAUUCUCAAAGAAGCCUCUGGAAUUAUUAAACCAUCGAGGAUGACUCUUUUGUUAGGACCUCCAUCUUCAGGAAAAACAACCCUUUUGCUUGCUUUGGCUGGAAAGUUGGACCAGAGUUUAAAGGUGAGUGGUGAAGUAACUUAUAAUGGGUACAAGCUUAAUGAAUUUGUGCCACGGAAGACUUCUGCAUAUAUUAGCCAAAAUGAUGUUCAUGUUGGAGAAAUGACUGUCAAAGAAACACUGGAUUUCUCAGCCAGGUGCCAAGGGGUUGGGACCCGAUAUGAACUCCUUUCUGAGCUUGCCAAAAGGGAAAAGGAAGCUGGCAUAUUUCCAGAGGCAGAUCUAGAUCUUUUCAUGAAGGCAACUGCAAUGGAAGGGGUAGAAAGCAGUCUCAUCACCGACUACACUCUUAGAAUUCUAGGACUCGAUGUAUGCAAGGACACCAUUGUUGGAGAUGAGAUGCAAAGAGGGAUUUCGGGUGGGCAGAAAAAAAGAGUAACAACAGGGGAGAUGAUUGUGGGGCCCACAAAAACAUUGUUUAUGGAUGAGAUAUCGACCGGUCUAGACAGCUCGACCACAUUUCAAAUUGUCAAAUGUCUGCAGCAGAUCGUGCACCUAACCGAGGCCACCGUGUUGAUGUCACUACUCCAGCCGGCUCCUGAGACGUUCGAUCUGUUUGAUGAUAUAAUCCUCUUAUCCGAGGGCCAGAUAGUCUACCAGGGCCCACGAAAGCACAUACUCGAGUUCUUCGCGGGCUGUGGAUUCCGGUGCCCCGAAAGGAAAGGAGCCGCUGAUUUCUUACAAGAGGUUACAUCAAGGAAAGACCAAGAGCAAUAUUGGGCCGACAGAAGCAAGCCCUACCGAUACAUAUCGGUGACCGAAUUCGCGAACCGGUUCAAGAGGUUCCACGUGGGAAUGAGGCUUGAGAACGAGCUUUCGGUCCCAUAUGAAAAGACACGUGGCCACAGAGCAGCAUUAGUGUUCUCCAAAUAUUCAAUUCCCAAAACGGAACUUCUAAGAGCAUGUUGGGACAAAGAAUGGCUGCUGAUAAAGAGGAACUCGUUUGUUUAUAUAUUCAAGACGGUCCAAAUUAUUAUAGUGGCGAUUAUAGCCUCGACCGUGUUCUUGAGGACCAAGUUGCACACGAAGACCGAAGAAGAUGCUGCAUUGUACAUUGGUGCAUUGUUGUUUUCCAUGAUCAUCAACAUGUUUAAUGGUUUCUCCGAGCUUUCAUUGACCAUUGCUAGACUCCCUGUGUUUUACAAGCAAAGAGACCUCCAUUUCCAUCCUGCUUGGACUUUCACUCUCCCAACUGUUCUCCUUCGGAUUCCCAUCUCUGUUUUCGAAUCUAUCGUUUGGAUGGUCUUGACCUAUUAUACCAUUGGGUUCGCACCUGAAGCUAGCAGGUUCUUCAAGCAGCUAUUGCUGGUAUUUCUGAUACAACAAAUGGCGGCUGGGAUUUUUAGAUUGAUUGCUGGGGUUUGUAGAACUAUGAUCAUUGCCAACACCGGUGGGGCUCUCAUGCUUCUUCUUGUUUUCUUGCUUGGAGGUUUUAUAGUUCCUCGAGACCAAAUUCCGAGUUGGUGGAAAUGGGGUUAUUGGGUUUCACCUAUGUCAUACGGUUUCAAUGCAUUUGCUGUGAACGAAAUGCUUGCUCCAAGGUGGAUGAACCAACGGACUUCAAACAACGCUACCGUGGGCAUUGCCGUGCUCAAGAACUUUGAUGUUUACACUGAAAGGAACUGGUUUUGGAUUGGUGCUGCAGCUCUUCUGGGAUUCACAGUGCUCUUCAAUGUCCUUUUCACACUUGCCCUUAUGUACCUAAAUCCACUUGGAAAACCACAAGCCAUAAUAGCUGAAGAAGCUGCAGAAGAGAUAGAGUCAGAACAAGAAGAAUCUAAGGAAGAACCAAGACUCCGAAGACCCAUGUCAAAGAAAAAUUCGUUUUCUCGAUCAUUAUCUGGAGCUGAUGGAAACAAUUCCAGAGAAAUGACUCUCCGACGAAUGAGCAGCCGCUCCAAUCCCAGUGGAAUAAGUAGAAAUGCUGAUUCGUCUCUUGAGGCAGCCAAUGGUGUUGCCCCCAAGAGGGGAAUGGUUCUUCCAUUCACUCCUCUUGCAAUGUCCUUUGACAGCGUUAACUACUAUGUGGACAUGCCCGCUGAAAUGAAGGCACAAGGAGUAACAGAGGACAGGCUCCAACUUCUUCAGGAAGUGACAGGUGCAUUUAGGCCAGGAGUCUUGACUGCACUAAUGGGAGUCAGUGGUGCUGGAAAGACGACUUUGAUGGAUGUUUUAGCUGGAAGGAAGACAGGAGGUUACAUUGAAGGCGAUAUUAGAAUUUCUGGGUUCCCCAAAAAACAAGAAACCUUUGCAAGGAUUUCUGGUUAUUGUGAGCAAAAUGAUAUUCAUUCUCCGCAAGUCACUGUGAGAGAAUCCUUGAUCUACUCAGCUUUCCUUAGGCUCCCUAAAGAAGUCAGCAAUGAGGAAAAGAUGAUUUUUGUGGAAGAAGUUAUGGAAUUGGUGGAGCUAGACUCCCUCAAGGAUGCUAUAGUGGGGCUUCCAGGGAUUACAGGGUUGUCAACAGAACAAAGAAAGAGACUGACAAUUGCAGUGGAGCUUGUUGCUAAUCCCUCUAUCAUUUUCAUGGAUGAACCAACAUCAGGUCUUGAUGCCAGGGCAGCUGCCAUCGUUAUGAGGACUGUGAGGAACACUGUUGACACUGGAAGAACAGUUGUGUGCACAAUUCACCAGCCUAGCAUUGAUAUCUUCGAAGCCUUUGAUGAGCUCCUAUUGAUGAAAAGAGGUGGACAAGUGAUCUACUCUGGACCACUGGGUCGAAACUCUCACAAGAUCAUUGAGUACUUUGAGGCAAUUCCUGGGGUGCCAAAAAUUAUACCGAAGUACAACCCAGCAACAUGGAUGCUUGAAGUUAGUUCAAUCGCAGCUGAAGUUCGCCUUAAAAUGGACUUUGCUGAAUACUACAAAUCAUCAUCCUUGCACCAGCGAAACAAGGCUUUGGUAAAGGAACUUAGCAUAUCACCCCCAGGGGCAAAAGACCUAUAUUUCCCCACACAGUAUUCUCAGUCAAUAUGGGGACAGUUCAAAUCUUGCCUGUGGAAGCAAUGGUGGACUUACUGGAGAAGUCCUGAUUAUAAUCUUGUUAGAUACUUUUUCACUUUGGCUGCUGCCCUUUUGCUGGGAACCAUUUUCUGGCAAGUUGGAACUAAAAGGGAUAGCACAGCUGAUUUGACAAUGAUCAUCGGAGCUAUGUAUGCUGCUGUACUGUUUGUUGGAAUUAAUAACUGCUCAACAGUGCAGCCAAUUGUAGCCGUUGAAAGAACAGUAUUCUAUCGAGAAAGAGCUGCUGGAAUGUAUUCUGCUUUACCUUAUGCUAUGGCACAGAUAAUAGUAGAAGUACCAUAUGUGUUCAUUCAAACAACAUAUUAUACACUCAUUGUGUAUGCCAUGGUGAGCUUCCAAUGGACAGUAGCAAAAUUCUUCUGGUUCUUCUUCGUCACAUUCUUCUCCUUCCUAUACUUCACAUAUUAUGGAAUGAUGACUGUUUCAAUCACACCAAACCACCAAGUAGCAGCUAUCUUUGCAGCAGCCUUCUAUUCACUCUUCAAUCUCUUCUCUGGCUUCUUUAUUCCCAAACCAAGAAUUCCCAAGUGGUGGAUUUGGUAUUAUUGGAUUUGCCCGGUAGCUUGGACCGUAUAUGGAUUGAUUGUGUCACAGUAUGGUGAUGUUGAGGCCCAAAUUAGAGCUCCUGGACUGACAUUUGAACCCACUAUUAAGUGGUAUGUAGAAAACCAUUUUGGAUAUGAUUCAAAUUUCAUGGGACCUGUUGCUGCAGUUUUGGUUGGAUUCACUGUAUUCUUUGCCUUCAUGUAUGCUUACUGCAUCAAAACUCUCAACUUCCAAGUGAGAUAGAAGAAGAAGAUGAAAUGGACUGCUGUAAAUACUUCUUCAUAGUUAUAUAUUUACCUCUUAGGAUUGGAAGUGGCAAUAUAAUCAGCCUUGAAUUGUCCUUGAUCCGGCUAGUUGGUAAAGUUAUAUGGAAUAUAAUUUUGGGACGUUUAUAUAGGUAUAUAUAUGUAAAUUUGUUGAUUAAUAUGUCCUAAUGUGUUGAUGAUCAUGAUGGUAAUGAUGAUGAUGACGCAGAAGAAGAAUAUAUAGUUUUGACAAAAUUUUGUCGUUCGCAACGUCUGAAAAUUGUAGAUUGUAUAAUUUUCUUUUUAAUUAAUUACCCUUAAAGAACGACUUUUUCCUUAAGUUCUUAGAAAUAUUGUCAAUGCAUGCGCUGUUACAUAUACUUUCAGUCAUGCAUAUAAACGUCAAAUAUAUGGUUAAGCUGGAAACAUUUUUUUUCUUU